GUUCUUUCUCUUUCACUCUCUAGUCUCUGUUUAUCAAAAUCUCUGUAAUGGCAGCAAAGAAACAGGGAAAUGAAGAGGAAGAUUACAUGGGAGAUCUCUCUCAGUUUCUUCCUCCUGAAACAUCCAAUUCUUCUAAAUUCUCAAGCAAAAAGAUCCUGGGCACCAGUACUUCAGCUUUUCAAUCAUCCAAGAAGAAGUCCAAAACUCUCAGCUGGCAAGAGCAGCGUAGACUUGAAAGAGAAAGAAAGCAACAAGAAGAGGAUAAGCAAACCUUAACAAAUAUAGAGGCUCCAAUUCCACAAUCAAAUAUUGGAUUUAAGUUGUUAAAGCAAAUGGGUUACACCCCCGGUUCAGCUCUUGGUAAGGAGGGCUCAGGAAGAGCUGAGCCGGUGGCAAUUGAGAUUCGACGAACACGCGUUGGAAUUGGAAGGGAGGAUCCGCAUAAGGAGAAGAGGAAGAGAGAGGAGCUUGAUGCUGAGAGGAACAGAAGGAAGGAAGAGACAUUGAUAGCAGAGUUCGGGUCUAGGCAAAAAUCACAAUGGCGGAGUAGGAAGGUUGUUGUAAAUUUCAAAAAAGCAAAAGCUGCUCUUGACCAGUUGGAGAACAAAGAAAUCGUGGCAACAAAGAAGAAUGAGGACGAGGAGGGUGAACAGGAGGAAGAGGAGGAAGAAAUAACUGAAGAGGAUUUGCAAGAAGUAUUGAUGACACUGAGGGAUGAAUAUAGAUACUGCCUAUUUUGUGGAUUUCAGUAUGAAACAAUGGAAGCACUUCUCUCCAACUGCCCUGGAAUAGAUGAAGAUGAACAUUAGAGUGGCGUCCCAACUUGUUUUGAUUCAUCUUAUAUUUAGCAUCCAAGUGGAAUGUCUGCUUGCAAUGUUGAUUUCCGGAGAAGAUAUUGAGGCAAAAGCAAAGCAGAAAGGUGAUAAAUCUUACACAUGUUCUAAAGCAUAAGUUGCUGCUGGGGAUUUGAUUCAUUGCAAGUCACGUAAAAGUUUCUCAUAGGAUUUUACAUGCUCAGGGAUAGGUAGCUGCAACAGUUUGGACAAUAUGCUUAAUUAUUAGUUAGAUAGUUCAGACUACAUGGUGUCAUUUUUAGCCAAGGUUUGAUGGCAAUAGCCAAAUCCAAAAAGUUAAAUUUUCGAGAUUCUUUCCCCCUCA
Messenger RNA from Jatropha curcas, 1158 nucleotides. RefSeq names its product D111/G-patch domain-containing protein. Lineage: Eukaryota; Viridiplantae; Streptophyta; Magnoliopsida; Malpighiales; Euphorbiaceae. The record is from RefSeq and is a predicted model, not a curated record. Gene Ontology annotation, molecular function: nucleic acid binding. Gene Ontology annotation, cellular component: kinetochore.